This is a messenger RNA of Lotus japonicus, 2048 nucleotides long. Its product is annotated as DELLA protein RGL1-like. The record is from RefSeq and is a predicted model, not a curated record. Lineage: Eukaryota; Viridiplantae; Streptophyta; Magnoliopsida; Fabales; Fabaceae. Gene Ontology annotation, molecular function: DNA-binding transcription factor activity; sequence-specific DNA binding. Gene Ontology annotation, cellular component: nucleus. The coding region runs from base 144 to 1910 and encodes 588 amino acids. Gene Ontology annotation, biological process: regulation of DNA-templated transcription. The transcript has a single exon.
AUCUUGAUCAACACGGUUUCAGAGUAAAAGAAAAACAAAGCAUGGCAGAGACUAAUAAAACAACAAUCUCAUGUUCUUGUUAUUUAUAAAUUAAUUACAUAAGAAACUUAGGUGAAAGAAACACAAGUUUGUUUCAAUCAGUGAUGGAAGAGUCUUGCCAUUUCAGGGAGUUAACUCCUAGUGCAGUUGAGGACAAUUUGAGUUCAUCCAAUGGUAUUUUAUGGGCUUCCAAUGAGGGACUGAAUGAGAUGAAAAAUGUUCAAUUUUCUAAAGAGACUGGGGGAAUUGACUCACUUUGCCUUGAUUUUGAGUUAUUUCCAGAAAAAGAAGGGUUACUUCUAUCCACUGAUCAACAGAAGGAUCACCAACAACCAUCAUAUGAACAAUUAGAUAACCUCAGGUUUGACAUGGUUUCUUCACCACAUCAAAAUCAAGUGGAGGGUGUCAUGAAAUUUGAUGAAAAUUUUCCAACCAAGUUUCGAUACCCUGGAAAGAACAAGCAAUACACAACUCCUUUAGCGCCAGUUGAGAUCUUGAAGAAAUAUGGCAAGGGCUUCAAGAGGUUAUGUGAUGAAGGAAAAAUCCUGCAUCCAGUUGUUGAUUCUUCUGCUGUGAUCACAAAUGAUGAUGGGAGGAUGAAGCUUUCAACUGAAGAUGUCAUGAGGGUAGCUGGAACAAGGGCCAUCCAAUCAGCUUCAGAAUCACCAGGUUUGGACCUCUUGGUUACUCACCCUUUUGGCUUUUCAUUCUCUGAACUCUAUGCUGAAGAGAAAGAGGAUGUGGCACUUGCUGAAUCACUCUUGUCUUGUGCUGAGAAAGUUGGCUACCAACAGUUUGAACGGGCAAGAAAAUUGCUCAGUCAUUGCAAAUCUUUCUCUUCCAAGACAGCUAGUCCUGUAAAACGUGUUGUUCAUUAUUUUGCUGAAGCUCUUCACCAUAGGAUAGAUAAAGAAACAGGGAGAGUUUCAUCCAAGGAAAUGCAAGAGAUGAAACCAUUUGAUCCUGAAGUGUUAAGCAAAGGUACUCUAAACCCCACUGUUUAUGCAUUUUAUAAAGUGCUUCCUUUCGUUCAGGUUACCAUGUUCACAGCAGUGCAAGCUAUCAUAGAGAAUGUAACUGAGGCAAAAAAGAUUCACUUGAUAGAUCUUGAAAUCAGAAAGGGUGCACAAUGGACUACCCUGAUGCAUGCCCUUGAAUCAAGACAUGACUGUCCAGUUGAGCUUCUUAAGAUAACAGCUGUUGGAAGUGGAACCACAUCAAGGCGUGAAAUUGAGGACACUGGUGAGAGUUUGAAGGACUAUGCUCAUAGCUUGAACAUACCCUUCUCUUUCAGUGUAGUUAUGGUAUCAGAAAUGCUUAGUGUAGAUCAGUUUGAAAUAGACCCUGAGGAAACAGUUGCAGUUUACUCUCAGUUUGCUAUUAGAAGCAAGAUUCUACAAUCAGAACAGCUUGAAUCUAUCAUGAGGGUGGUUAGAACCAUUAGGCCUGUUGUGAUGGUGGUGGCUGAAAUUGAAGCUAAUCACAAUUCAACAUCAUUUGUGAAACGCUUCAUCGAAGCUCUUUUUUACUUCAGUGCAUUCUUUGAUUGUUUAGAGGCUUGUAUGAAACAUGAUGAACAGAACAGGAUGAUGAUAGAAUCACUGUUUGGUCAUGGAAUCAGGAACAUUGUGGCUGCAGAAGGAGCAGAAAGAAAGCAUAGAAAUGUUACAAUUGAUGUGUGGAGGGAAUUUUUCUCUCGGUUUGGGAUGGAGGAGACUGAAUUGAGCAGGGUGUCUUUGUACCAAGCGGAUUUGGUGGCUAAGAGGUUUCCUUGUGGAAGUUGCAGCACAUUUAAUAUGAACGGGCAUUGCCUUCUCGUUGGGUGGAAGGGAACGCCGAUUAGCUCAGUUUCUGUGUGGAAAUUCACCUAAUGGAAAACGGUCCCCAUGGUUAGACCAUAAAAAGUACAACUACAAAUAUCACUUGUUUUUCAAUUGAUCAGUCCAUGUUGUAUAAUGAUCAUCAUUUGAAUAUGCAAUAUAAAAGAAAAAAACAUUAUUUUGAGUAAA